AAGACUGUCAAGUCAAAUACGAAACGAAAGGUUCAUUCAAUUUCAAUUUGUUUUCAUUCAUGAAUUGCGAAGGAACACUGUGAAACUAUAAAACAUUAUUUAUUUAUUUGUUAAAUCGUUAUCACGUGCUAAAUAUUUAUAAAGUAGCGUGUCCAAAUAUCUACCGCGCACGUAGUUUUUUUUAAAGCUUACAGAUGUGAUGUGAAUUGGAAAUAUCGUCUUUAAUUUAAACAAUACACCCAUUUUCUUUCUUUAGUUUAGUUCAUGAUUAUGAUAAAAUGAGCCACUCAUCGACAUCGAUUGCUGAUGGAACUGCUAGUUCCAUUAGCAAUGUAGAAACUACAUCGGAUACAGCUCAAUUAUUAAGCCAUGAAGAUGCAAGCACUUCUAAUUACACGCAACUCAACAGAUCUGUGCCAUAUGAGGACUCUGACGAUGAUCAAUUCCAUGGUAGCCAUGGAAUUAGAAGGCGACAAGCUCAACAGAAAAUUGAACCUGGAUCUAUGAAUGUUCUAUCAGCUAAAUAUGAAAGUUUAGACUAUGACACAUGUGAGAACCAUCUACUUCUUGAUGAAGAGAGGAAACGAGGGUAUGCUUUUAUAGUGUGGAAAGACAUUGCUAGAUGGUUCAUCAUUCUACUAAUUGGCAUAGUAACUGCCCUCAUAGCAUUUUUUAUAGACAUAUGCAUAGAAGAAUUCUCAAAGAUUAAAUACAGAGAGCUGAAGAAAUCUGUGGACAAAUAUGUUUUAGAAGACAAACUGUACAUUCCUUAUUUGCUGUGGGUGUUAUCAAACAUUUGUAUUGUGUUCAUUGGAUCUAUGCUUGUUGCAUAUGUUGAGCCAGUAGCAGCUGGAAGUGGUAUUCCUCAAGUAAAAUGUUACUUAAAUGGAGUCAAAGUGCCGCGAGUGGUACGGAUCAAGACACUAAUCGUAAAGGCUGUUGGUGUUAUCACAGCUGUCGUUGGCGGACUGGCGGGAGGCAAGGAAGGGCCUAUGAUCCACAGUGGAGCUGUGGUGGCGGCGGGUAUAUCUCAAGGCAAGAGCACGACCUUCAACAAGGACUUCAAGAUAUUCCAGUACUUCCGCGAGGAUCACGAGAAACGUGACUUUGUCUCGGCGGGCGCGGCUGCCGGUGUGUCCGCGGCUUUCGGUGCUCCUAUCGGUGGAGUACUGUUCUCUCUUGAAGAAGGAACGAGUUUCUGGAACCAGGCUUUGACAUGGCGAACUUUUUUCGGCACUGUGGUUUCCACUUUCACGUUAAACUGCGCCCUGUCAGCGUAUCAUGGAAGGGCGGGAGAAUUAAGCUUUCCUGGUCUUCUAAAUUUAGGCAAGAUGGAGCCAUUUCCAUUCCAAUUCUACGAGCUGCCCGUGUUCAUGUUCUUUGGUGCGGUUGGAGGGAUGCUAGGCGCUUUGUGGAAUUACAUCAACUACAGACUAGCCGUUUUUAGGAUAAGGUACAUAGGGACGCCUUGGUUGCGAGUGGUGGAGGCAUGUCUAGUGGCGGCCGCGAGCGCUACUUGUGGCUUCCUAAUGAUGUUCCUUCUAGACGACUGCAGACCAUUAGGAGAGGAUCCUACUAAAGUGCCUUUGCAGUUAUUCUGCGCAGACGGUGAAUACAACGCUCUAGCAGCUAUUUGGUUUCAAACACCCGAAGCGUCCGUACGUUCAUUCCUUCACGACCCAAUUGGAUCAUACAAGCCGUGGUCCAUCCUCGCAUUUGUUGCCUGCUACUUCCUAUUGUCUGCUUGGACAUUUGGGCUAUCAGUGUCCAGUGGGCUCUUUAUACCAAAUCUACUAACGGGCGCCGCCUGGGGAAGGAUGUUAGCAAUUAUAAUCCAGUACAUGCUACCUUCCAAUACGAUUAACCCUGCGAAGUACGCACUAAUCGGCGCCGCAGCCCAGCUGGGGGGAGUGGUGCGCAUGACGAUAUCAUUGACAGUCAUCAUCAUCGAGACCACGGGACAGAUCUCCAACGCGUUGCCCAUCAUCAUCACGCUGGUCGUCGCUAAAUGGGUUGGAGACUUCUUUAAUGAGGGUAUCUACGACAUACACAUCCAGUUGGCAGGAGUGCCUCUCCUGCCUUGGGAGCCCCCGCCGCUAGCCCAUAAUUUAUACGCAUCAGAAGUAAUGUCGCACCCUGUAUUUACUCUGAGGACCGUUGAGAACGUCGGCCAUAUUGUGGAGCUGCUUAAACUAGUCUCGUAUAACGGAUUCCCUGUUGUCGAUCCACCUUUAGCUGAUGAUGUGGAAGUGACAACGUACAAGCGGCUUAGAGGCAUGAUACUACGUUCUCAAUUAAUAGUACUGAUACAGAACAAGCUUUACAAUGAGAACGCCAACACGACCUGGUCAAAUUUCAACGUAGACAUGGAUAUGUUCAGAAAGGAAUACCCACGGUUUCCUUCCAUUGAUGAGUUGGAUGUGGCAGAAUGGGAGAAGGCAUGCACAAUAGACUUGCGUCCGUUCAUGAAUCCCUCGCCUUACACUCUGCCGCAUCGAGCGUCAUUACCGCGUCUCUUCAGAUUGUUCCGAGCACUUGGAUUAAGGCAUUUGCCUAUAGUAAAUGAUGUUAAUGAGGUGGUUGGCAUGGUAACUCGUAAGGAUAUUGCGAGAUAUCGAGUGUGGCGACAUCGUGGCCAUAUGGGCAUGGAGGAGUUGAUACUUUCUAGUGAAAUUUAAUAUAAUGUUUAUGCACAAGUGUCCGACCUAAGCACAAUUUAGUGACGAUUUCUUUUAGCCGAAAUUGUACUAAAAACAUUCAAUUUGGAAGACGACUUAUGAAGAACUUAUGAAGAUUAUAAUAAUUAUGAAACUAGUGGUAUUUUGACCAGAGGCAGUAUAUUUACCUUGUCUUAAUAUAUAUGAUAAAAUUGAGUGAGGAUGGAAAGCAUUUACAUGCAAUACAUUCAAAUCCCACUACAGUGCUCAACAAAGAUAGUAAAAUGUCCAAUAUAAAAAUUGUAAAGUAAUUGUAAGUUUCUUUUUGUGGAAAGUUAUAAUAUUCUUAUGAAGUGUAAUUACUUAUUGAAAUCUGUGAUCGUUACAGCUUGGGCUUGUAUCAGUAUGACAAAAUAUAUAAUAUAAU
This is a messenger RNA of Spodoptera exigua (beet armyworm), 3084 nucleotides long. The record is from the annotation of a GenBank genome assembly. Lineage: Eukaryota; Metazoa; Arthropoda; Insecta; Lepidoptera; Noctuidae.